CGCCAAUAGGAAUCACGGAGUAUGAGAAACCGGCGGUACUGAUCGAGACGGACAAGAAGUCGAUGACUUCCGACAUGAAGACGUUUGAUGUGGCGCAGGCGGGCGAGCCAGAUUCAGACAUCCCCCCACCUCCGCCCGCGCCCAAGACGCCCUACUCCCCGGAGCAUGCUCUCGACGAUAUCCCGGGCGUGCGAUACGCCCUAGACCUUUUCCUUGCGUCCCACAUGUUGGAGUCAGAGAAGUACUGCGACGAGUGUGACCCCAAGAAGGAGCGGCUAUACUUCACCACAGGUUACGGCUUGAUUCAGUGCCUCAAGGGCCUCAUGUCCUUCGAGAACGAGGACCUGCUGACCGCCCUCGGUCACGCAAAGCAUGGCAAUGCGGUGGCAGCACAUCAUCGUAAGAAGUCGGUCUCUAUGGCCACCAGGCUGGCAGGGCUCGUAGUCUCCUCGCUGCACACUUCCGGCGUGGGCUAUUACAAGAGUAUGACUCCGGUCGAGCGACAUGCCGAGCUAGUCUAUGCUGAAAGUCUCUUCGAGAAGGCAAUUCUGGGUAUCGUCUAUUCCGGAGAUUGGCUGUCCUUUAUCAAAGAAGCGCUGAACAUGCGCACUCUCAUCAACAUCUAUCGAAACCUAGGAAAGUACCUCGAGGCCGUCGACGCCGAAGCCCAAGCAAGAGGCGAGGGCCCGGAAGACGCCUCCAUCGACGCUGACUUCAGAUCCGGCGUCUACCUGGGCGUGGGCAUGUCCAAUCUCAUCCUCAGCAUGAUGCCGGGCCGGCUACUCACCAUCGUCGAGAUGUUCGGGUACAAGGGCGAUCGUCAAGCCGGGCUGGACUACUUGAUGCGCGCGGGCGGUUGGACGAAGGCGUCGUCGGAACCCGGCGUGCCGAAAGAGAAGGAAGGCGUGCGCCGUAGUAUCUGCGACGCCGCUCUCCUCAUCUUCCAUCUCGUCCUGUCUAGUUUUACCUUUGAGGGCGUGGACAUCGAGAUGGCGCAGAAGAUCCUCGACUGGAAUCUCAAGCGCUAUCCAAAUGGUAUCCUCUUUCUGUUCGGCGCUGGCAGGCUCAACCUAUGCCGCAGUCGGCCCCAGAAAGCACUGGACUACUACAAGAAAGCGAUGCAGGCGCAAAGCCAGUACUAUAAUCUGCAUCAGAUCUCGUACUGGGAAAUGGCCGUCGCGAAUCUCUGCCUCUGGGAUAUCCCCACCUCGCUUGAACACUGGCGAACAAUGCUGAAAUCGUCAACGUGGUCCAAGGCUUGCUAUACCUACGGGGUAGCCGUCUGCCUGCUCCAGCUCGGCGGUGAAGAGAACAAGAAGGAAGCCGCCAGUCUCCUGGACAAGGUCCCCAGCCUCCGCCAACGUAUCGCCGGUAAAUCGAUACCACUCGAGAAAUUCGUGGAGCGCAAGGCACGCAAAUUCAAAUCCCAAGGUGGACGCCUACUCCUCCCAGCCCUGGAGUUCGGCUACGUGUUUCUCUGUAUUGCGCAUGCCCCGCGGUCGGUGCUUGUCACGAAGAUGCUUCCAAUGGUACAAGAAAGCCUGCGCACGCUCGAUUCGCGCAGGGAGAAUCAGUCGAAAUACGGCAGCGGAUACUGGGACGACUACUGUCUCGCCCGUUUUCUCCAGGGGGUUUGCUUACGCUACGUAGCGCACCCUGACCCAGAUGCGAUCGUAGAAGACGAAGGCCCGACAGACAUAACACCAGCAGAGGCCGAGAAACAGUCCCGGGACGCCUUCGCUGCCGUGUUUGCAAACGGCCAGAAGAUCGAGUACGAUCACUGGCUGGUAUACUACUCACAUUAUGAACUCGGGCGGCUAAUGCUAUGCGCUGGGGACAAAGCCGGCGCUCGAACUCAGUUCGAGCUGGUCCUGUCGGGCAAGCCGUUGGAGGUGAACGCAGGUGGCAAGAAGGGCAAGUACAGCAUGGAGAGCAAUCUCCACGUCCGCGCAAAUGCUGCUCUCGAUGCCGUCGAAAAACGUUCUAAAUUGUAGCUUCUCGCUCAGUGUAGCAGUCUUGUAUUCUUCAUUUCCGCACCCUUGCAUGUAUCACACUAUUUAUCAUCGCUUAUAUAUUACGGGAUAUACAUGUUGUACAACUCCUUUGCUUUUAAUAACAUGUGAUGCUAUGCGAUUAAAUAGUAUAUUCUCCAUAGCCAGCCAGCCGAUCCGGAGAGGCGUUUCGCCCGUAUGGACUCAUCCGCUAGAUCCUUGGGAUCCUCCUUAUAUUCGUCGAUCCUCAGAUUCACCGUUUCCGUGUCCACAAUGUCGAAAAAUCUACCGAUUCUGCCCUUACUAUCCGACUGUUCCCCAGUGAGUGCGACUGUCGACUCAUUGAGCUGAGGAACUCGUCGUCCC
This is a messenger RNA of Gloeophyllum trabeum ATCC 11539, 2357 nucleotides long. RefSeq lists its product as uncharacterized. Gene Ontology annotation, molecular function: protein binding. The coding region runs from base 63 to 1994 and encodes 643 amino acids. NCBI's taxonomy places the organism in Eukaryota, Fungi, Basidiomycota, Agaricomycetes, Gloeophyllales, Gloeophyllaceae. Gene Ontology annotation, cellular component: nucleus; mitochondrial outer membrane; cytosol. The record is from RefSeq and is a predicted model, not a curated record. The transcript is spliced from 15 exons.